This is a messenger RNA of Ananas comosus (pineapple), 679 nucleotides long. RefSeq names its product 60S ribosomal protein L31. Gene Ontology annotation, cellular component: ribosome; cytosolic large ribosomal subunit. The transcript is spliced from 2 exons. Gene Ontology annotation, biological process: cytoplasmic translation. The record is from RefSeq and is a predicted model, not a curated record. Gene Ontology annotation, molecular function: structural constituent of ribosome. Bases 91 to 459 code for a protein of 122 amino acids. Lineage: Eukaryota; Viridiplantae; Streptophyta; Magnoliopsida; Poales; Bromeliaceae.
GCGAUUUAUUAGGGUUUCUCCCGUCGGCCGCCAAUAACGAACUAGGGUUUUUGAAAGGAGAGCGGGGCGACGAAGAGGAGCGCGGCGGCGAUGGUGGAGAAGGCGAGUAAAGGGAGGAAGGAGGAGGUGGUGACGAGGGAGUACACCAUCAACCUCCACAAGCGCCUCCAUGGAUGCACUUUCAAAAAGAUGGCUCCCAAGGCCAUUAAGGAGAUACGGAAAUUUGCACAGAAGGCAAUGGGUACCACGGAUGUCAGAGUUGAUGUGAAGUUGAACAAGCACAUAUGGAGCAGAGGGGUCCGGAGUGUACCGAGGCGGGUUCGUGUGAGGAUUGCUCGCAAGAGGAACGAUGAGGAAGAUGCUAAGGAAGAGCUCUACUCCUUGGUCACCGUUGCUGAGGUCCCACCAGAGGGGUUCAAAGGGUUGGGCACUAAGAUUGUCGAUGAAGCCGAUGAUUAAAUUUCCUUGUUAGUAGUCAUUAAUGCAGUGGAUCUUUGUUUUGUCUUCUUUCAGUGAAAUUUGGACUAAGCUUAAAAUGCUUGCAACUGUGAUACUCGUUGAGUUUGCCUCACGCAUUUAAGUAGAACAUAAUCUUCUCUCCUACUCAAUUUCUUUUAUUUGUUGGAUUUUGGUUUUUUACCUUUACAACAAUAUUAGUUGUCUGGCUGAUGGGUUAAAA